Toxoplasma gondii ME49 is the source of this 2407-nucleotide messenger RNA. RefSeq names its product acyl-CoA:cholesterol acyltransferase alpha ACAT1-alpha (gene ACAT1A). The record is from RefSeq and is a predicted model, not a curated record. Gene Ontology annotation, cellular component: endoplasmic reticulum membrane. Bases 1 to 1908 code for a protein of 635 amino acids. The transcript has 14 exons. Lineage: Eukaryota; Apicomplexa; Conoidasida; Eucoccidiorida; Sarcocystidae.
AUGCUCGACGACCCGCUCUCCAAAACGAGGGACAGUGCGCUAGCGACAAACUCGCCGCGCCAUCUCCCCUCCUCACUUCCACGGAAUCCUGACCUUUUGUUUCUCUCCAUGACGACCAUCACGGACCAAUCGUCUCUUCCCGCUGCUCUCUCUCCUUCCUCUUCCUCUCCUUCCUCUUCCUCUCCUUUCUCUUCUGUAUGUUUUUCUUCCGUGUCUCCGUCUUCUUCCCUUCCCUCUUCUUCUGUAUCCUCUGCUUCGCUUUCUUCCCUCGCCUCAGGCGGCAAGCUGCCUGGCUCGGAGACCUCUGAAGAGUCGCUGCCGCACCAGCAGGGCGCGGAGCCGCGAGUCUCGCUCGAGGCAACGAUGUGCUCGCCGUCUCCUGAGAAGACUGGCCCCCCCUGUUCCCCCUGUCCAGAAUCUUGCGGCAAACAACAAGGCAACAACACCGACCCCUGCACUGUGUCGUCUCCUUGCGAGAGCAGGGGAUCGCGGAGGACAAUGGAGACGGCGAGGGUAGGUGCGUCUUCAGGAAAAGCUGAGGACGAACAUGCUCGAGCAGAGGGCAGAGAACCGGCGCAAGGAACGCACGAGGCACGAGACGAAGAGAAGAGCCGAGACCGGAGACCCGCCUCCGGACCAGGAGGUUCGGAACUCGACAAGAUGGAGAAGGAGGACGGCAAAACGUUUCCGUCCAAACUUGACUUCUUCGAUGCUAACUCUGACCUCGCACGCUCAGACUUCCGAGGAGUCGCUGUGCUUCUGUUCAUUGCGGCAAUCUUCUACCUCGUCGCGAAUCCCAUUCUGCGGUGGUACGACAGCAAGGAGUUCGUCGACCCCUCGCUGGCCCGAGCAAUGUUCGACGACUUUUUCUUCUUGAUGUUCAUGUGGGCCAAACUCUUCGCCUGGUCGUUUACAGCCUACCAUCUGCACCUGCUGUAUCUACGCGGGAGAAUUAGUCGACGCGCCCUGCUGUUUCUUCAGCACCUGACGCAGUCCGCAGCGAUUGGAUACGCCGUUUGCAGCUGUCUCUACAACGCAUGGCCCAUCAUCCCUGCGGCUUUUGUGCAGAUGAUUGCCGUCGUCCAGUUCAUGAAGAUGCAUUCGUACAGCUCGACAAACAUGAAUUUCUGCGACGACAUGCGGCAAGGGAAGCAGACCCUGGGAUAUCCUGAAAAUGUGACUCUGAGGAACUUCUGCGAUUAUCUGUUCUGCCCGGUCCUCGUCUACGAGCCGAUGUAUCGCCGCGGCGGAGGCUUUCGUCCAACCUACUUCGUUUUCAAAUUGUUUUCCAUGGUCGGAGCUAUGGUGGUAAUGUAUCUCGCUUGCACUUCGUAUUUGAUUCCGACCAUGAUGCGCUCGCCGUCCAUGUCGAUAACGGAGGCGAUUUUCAGUCUCGUCUUCCCCUUCCUCUUUCUCGACAUCCUCAUUUUCUACAUUCUCUUCGAGUGUAUAUGCAACUUGGCAGCGGAGAUCACAAACUUUGCCAAUCGGAACUUUUACGACGACUGGUGGAACAGCACCAACUGGGAUGAGUAUUCGCGCAAGUGGAAUAAGCCUGUGCACCGUUUUCUCCUUCGCCAUGUUUACAUGGAGACGCAGCAAAGAUACAAGUGGAGUCACCAGACCGCGGCCUUCGCGACCUUUCUAUUUUCCGCUCUUCUCCACGAGAUGAUUUUGGCAGUCUGCUUCCGCUUCGUGAGGCUGUAUCUCUUUGGUUUGAUGCUUCUGCAACUUCCUUUGAUUGCUCUUGGGAGAUUUUAUCGACACAAGAAAAUGGUGGCGAAUGCGAUUUUCUGGGCAUGUUUGAUGCUCGGACCGCCUCUCCUCGGCCUCGCCUACGGACGCGAGUGGGCGCAAAUUCAUUUCUACAAUGCGCAUGCAGACCAUCAGCCUCUGAGGCUCUUCUGAAAGUCCCUGUCUCCGCGUCGAAACAAUGCGAUGCUCUCGUCCCGCAGAACGCCGUUCAAUCGCGCAAUGGAGCAGAGACUCCCCCGCUCUUGUCUUCGUGCAAGUUUUUCUAGAUCCAUAUUAUACAUGUUGAUCAUAGACGUACCUAUAAUAUAUAUAUAUAUAUACUCUGUCUAAACAUAUAUAUUUGUAUGUACGUAUAUACCCUCUAUAAAUAUCUCUUUUUGUAUACAUAUAUACAUAUAUAUAUAUAUAUAUAUAUAUAUGUGUAAAUAUGUGUAAUUAUGUGUAAUUAUGUGUAUGUGUGUGUAUGUACGUUUGUUUAUGAAACAUGUUGAACGGCACGUAUGACGGAGUGCAGAAAGGGAAAAGUAUCACCUCGUCAUCUUGGCGAGAGGGAGUUUGGCUUGCAUUUUAUGUCGUUUCAAUUUCCAGAACGUCGAUUUUGACUGCCGUAAGAGUAAAGACUUGCGCGAGUUUUGUGUGCUUUCGAGAAUGA